UUCAUUCCGUUAAUAUUGCGAUUCCGGAGCCAGCAAUACCCUCUCAAGUUCCGCUGAACGCUUUGUUCUUUCAUGGCAUCCCAGAUUCCUACGUCGAAGUUCCGGUGGGAGUAAACAGUUUCUCUGCCGAAUCAUCAAUGGCAAUUUUAUUCUAUGUAUACUUUGAAGAAGCUUAUCAAACUGCAACUUUGAUUCAGUUUGAUGGUGCUGCUGGUGGAUUUGAACUUUGCCUCAAGAAUGGUGUCCUAACUGCCAUCUUUUUUUCCACCGAUGGGACGAGAUAUGAGCAUAGUGCUCCGGAUUUUCAUCUUCAGUCCAACAGUUGGCAUUUCAUUGGAGCCGAAUACAAUAAUAUGUGGGGAAUGAACGACCAGUUUGAUUUACUUCAUGUGGAUGUGUCUUCGGGAGCAAAAGAAAUACCUCGUUAUAUUUCUACACUCACUGAAUCAGGAAAUAUCCCAAACAUUGAUAUCAGUGGUUGUUUUCGCUUUGGACAAAACUUUUUGAGAAAUUCGAGCUUUAAGGGGUAUAUGUCUUGUCUUCAAUUUUACACCGUUUCUGUAUUUUCUCCCAAGGAUACCAUGAGGGACUUGUAUGAAAAGUGCGACCCCAGUGUGUGGACAACAGAGUGGGAUAUUACCGCUGAUUUUAUACCCGGAGUCUCCCCUUACUGUGUAUUGAACACAACAACACAAUUCGUGACGACAGAAUCAGACUCCACAACAACACAAUACGCAACGACGGAAUCGGACUCUACAACAACACAAUACGUGACGACAGAAUCGGACUCCACAACAACACAAUACGCAACGACGGAAUCGGAUCCCACAACAACACAAUUCGUGACGACGGAAUCGGACUCCACAACAACACAAUACGUAACGACGGAAUCGGACUCUACAACAACACAAUACGUGACGACAGAAUCGGACUCCACAACAACACAAUACGCAACGACGGAAUCGGAUCCCACAACAACACAAUACGUGACGACAGAAUCGGACUCCACAACAACACAAUACGCAACGACGGAAUCGGACUCCACAACAACACAAUACGCAACGACGGAAUCGGACUCCACAACAACACAGUACCUGACAACGGUUGAACAUAAUACUGAGCACAGUCCAAUAACACAUUCCCUAAUGACAAUUAAAAACUCACAGACAUCACCCUUCUCAGCAAUGACGUGGAUUCCGUUUCCAAUACACUCCGCUGUAUCUGCGGGUACAUUUGAACCUCCAAUUCAGCGCUGUAUUCUUUUUGAAAAGCUGUCGAUUAACCAAUCCGUGGUAUCUGAUUUGUGGAUGUUCACCUGCAGCACUAUAUCGGAGUGCUUGAGGAAAUGCAUUGGAGACGACUCGUGCGCCGCAGUUUCGGUUCAAUAUCUCAACAGUGUAAUUGUUUGUUCAGCCACAUCGGACAUUUCCACCGCAGAGAUUUCAAGUGAACAUGUCACGUAUUCUCGGCGUUUGUAAUGUACAAGAAUUAUAUACUUAUCUAUUAUAUAUGCAGUAUUUGUAUCAUGGUAUGUAUAGUUAUUUGUAUCGUGUGAUAAUCUGUUGGUACUAGUUAGUGCUAAAAACAUUUAAUCUAAGUUCAAAUUUGUAUAUCCUUAGCCCACGAGUCGUCGGACCAUAAUCAGGGAUUUGCUACCCACCCUUUUUUGUGGGCAAACAAUAUUUUAUACUAGUCUUUCUGGGUUUUGUUUACAUAUGAGUAUGCAAUAGGGGGUCAACCAUACGAUACAACUUCCUUCUGCUAGACCCCCUU
This is a messenger RNA of Ostrea edulis (European flat oyster), 1773 nucleotides long. RefSeq lists its product as uncharacterized. The transcript has 2 exons. The coding region runs from base 138 to 1478 and encodes 446 amino acids. The record is from RefSeq and is a predicted model, not a curated record. NCBI's taxonomy places the organism in Eukaryota, Metazoa, Mollusca, Bivalvia, Ostreida, Ostreidae.